Styela clava is the source of this 883-nucleotide messenger RNA. RefSeq lists its product as uncharacterized. The record is from RefSeq and is a predicted model, not a curated record. Lineage: Eukaryota; Metazoa; Chordata; Ascidiacea; Stolidobranchia; Styelidae.
GUCGAAUGAAUGAGCGUGUAAUCGUUUCCAUAGGUCAGCUACGACAGGAGAUAGAAGGACUUUGUAAGUUUUUAUUCGUUCCACAUUAUCGUUAAAAACAGAAAAAUACGAAAAUGAAAGUAAUAUGUGCAGGAAUGUCCAAAUCCGGAACAAAGUCUAUGCAUUCUGCACUAGAAGAACUUGGUUAUACAGUAUGCGAUUUUCCUGACGCGUUUUUUCACUUUAACACAAAUUAUAAUAAAUUCGCCAUCAAAGGAUGGAGUUCGGAAGAAUUUAAAUCAAUGUACAAAGAUUUUGAUUCAGUUGUUGCCAGUCCAGUGUAUUACUUCUGGGAAGAGUUGAUGGAAGCAUUUCCGGAAGCAAAGGUUAUAUUGAUGGUGAGAGAAAAUGAUGAAACCUGGUACAAAAGUGCAAAGAAACAGAUGGAUAGUUUUAAAGGAUUACAUCGUUACUAUUACCCAUUUCUUUCGCCAACAUGGAGAAAAUUUGCAUCUUUCUGGAAUGGUCCAUGUAGUCUUUCUAUUGGCCCUGGCACUACAAGAACUAUCAAUUUUACCAUGAUCAACUCUCCGGAACUUCCUUUCAAGCUGGUUUACAGAAAACACAUUGCUCACGUCACACACGCUUGUCCAAAAGAUCGCCUCCUGGUAUACAAUUGCAAAUUUGGAUGGGGACCUUUGUGUGAAUUUCUUGGUAAACCUUUACCAGACAAAAAAUUUCCGUGGAUAAACAAGAAAGGUGAAUUUGCAAAUAUGCUCUGGGAGAUGCCAACAAUGAAGCAAUCCCAAAGGGAAAUGUUAAUCAAUGCAUCAAUACUUCUUGCAGUAUCUCUAUGCUUUGGAGUUUAUUUAUUGAAAAUUAAAUAAAUGAUGUGUUUAAUAUG